Rana temporaria (common frog) is the source of this 2294-nucleotide messenger RNA. RefSeq names its product ADAM metallopeptidase domain 33 (gene ADAM33). The record is from RefSeq and is a predicted model, not a curated record. NCBI's taxonomy places the organism in Eukaryota, Metazoa, Chordata, Amphibia, Anura, Ranidae. Gene Ontology annotation, biological process: positive regulation of cellular extravasation; proteolysis; positive regulation of membrane protein ectodomain proteolysis. The transcript has 14 exons. Gene Ontology annotation, molecular function: metalloendopeptidase activity; cell adhesion molecule binding. The coding region runs from base 151 to 1473 and encodes 440 amino acids.
GUGUCUGAGCCUGUCACCUUCCUCUAUACAGCUCAGAAAUCUCUCUACUCAGGCAGUCCAUUCCCGUCCGCUGGACACAUCACACAGCUCUUCAAUGCCCCGUCCUCCUCUUCACCCCAAGACUUGGACCGCUGACCUCUUCUGGAGACCAUGAGGAAUCUUCUGUGUGCCGCCAUCUUCAUCCUCCUGCAGCAGCAACUCUUCAUGAGUGAGGCCAUCCCUCCUACAUGGAGCCGGGAAAUAUCAGACGAUGGCGAUGAGCGUCCCGGAGCGGCCGACGCACAAAAGGCGCUCUAUGAGGACCAGGCUGAAUACACGGUCCGGAUCCAAGACAGAGAUCACAUCCUGAAACUGACCAAGGCCAGAGAUCUCCUGCCACUGGAUUUCACUGCAUCCUAUUAUAGAGGAGAAGGAGAAUUGGUCACCGAGUCCCCGAGACAUCUGGCCCAUUGCUGUUACACGGGAACGGUGGAGGGAGUUGCGGAAUCCUCGGCCUCUCUAUGUACCUGUCAUGGGCUCAGUGGCUAUAUCACCAUCAGAGAUGACACUUAUGUCCUUGAUCACCACCCUUCUUCUGGAUCCUUGUCACCUGUGGCCACCAUGCUGAGGAAGAGGACGCCACCGCCCGACUCUCAUGACCGCCAGACACGUUCCUUGUAUUUUACUGCCACCAAGGGUCAGCGAGAGAACUACAACAUUGAGCUAUUCCUGGUCGCCGACAAGAAGGAGUUCCAGCGUCAUGGGGAGGAUCUGGAGAGGACCAGACAGCAUCUCAUCUCCGUGGCUCAUCACCUCGGCCAGAUCUUUUCCAAGAUCGGCUUCCAGGUUUUUCUGGUCGGGGUGGAGAUCUGGACACAGGAAAAUCGAGCUUUCAUCUCGGAAACCGCGCACAGCACCCUUCAGCACUUCCUGCGGUGGCGGAUGGAGGAACUUCUACCUCGCAAACAUCAUGAUAACGUCCAACUGAUCAGCGGAGCGCACUUCAGGAACCACGCCCUGGGAGAGGCGUUUCUAGGCAAGAUGUGUACCAGGGGUCAGAGUGGGGGUAUCAUCAAGGACACGGGACUCAGCGCCAGAGAACUCGCCAAGUAUGUGGCUCAUGAGAUGGGUCACAAUCUUGGAAUGAGCCACGAUACGGAGAACUGCUACUGCCCCGCUGCCAAAGGGAAAUGCCUACUCUCCCGACGUACUGGAUGCAACAUGAAUGACCUGUUCAGUGACUGCAGCCAUCGUUUCCUCAACCGUUUCCUGGAAGAGAAAAACGUCACCUGUCUGAAGGACCGACCGCAGACCUACAUAGACGAACCAAAGUUGCACACACAUUCUACUGGCUACAGUCCAUUAGAGGCAGUUGGGAUGGUCUCGGUAGUCCUCUGUCCGGUGGUCUUCCUCAUGCUGCUGGUCAUCAUUUGUAACAUGAAACUCUUACCAAGAAGAAAAGUGAAAAUAGUAAGGACAAACUUUCCAUCGUGAGUUGAGGAGAACCUUGCCUUGGUUUUUAUCUGUAUCUGAAGGGGUUUGUAUUUGGAUAUCAUUUAUUCUCUCCCUUCAGCCAUUUAAUGCCUCAGACGUCUUUGUCUCAGAAACCUGGAUGGUAAAUUUUUGGUUAGAGUAAAAAGCCAUUCAUGGACAUCGGAUCAUGUACCUGUUCAAAAUGGAGGAGCAGCAGUCUACAGUCGUAGCCAGAAGACAUCACAUGGAUUUUGGUCAGAGUCGUUACAGGGACUUUUGACUUUUUCUUGUUGUCUUGUGUAGGAUUGCCAAUAUUCCUACUUACUUUGGUUGUGGUUUGGUAGGUUAUCAGCUCUCAGCUUUAGAACAAAUUAACCUAUAUGAAAUCUCAAAAGCCAAUACUGGAUCCUGUUGUAAGUAAUUUUCCAGCAGCAACCCGAUUCUUCCAGAGAGAUGCACUUUAUUGACUUCCAAUACAGAAAAAAAGUCUUAAUGAUUGACAUUUGUCAAUACUUGGGGACUGUAGGUUAAGAAGAACGGAGGGAUGGUGCAACACACUCCUGAAAGUGAGAGAUGUACCCAUAGUAAGGGACAGUUGGCAACCCUUUAAUUGAGGAAUCACGUGGUAGACCAGUCUUCUAAGUUGGGUUUAGUUAUGAAGAAGGUCCAGCCUUCUGUGACUUCAUGGGAUACAAUACUGUGAAAAUGAAUUCUUCUACCUCAACUACAAUAAUAGCUAAUGUACAAUGGUGCUUUUUGAACCCUAGCAGUUUUAAAUGUUUUAUUAUAUACAAGAACAUGUCCCUGUCCCUUAUAUUAAAUUCAAAACUAUUAAUCCUGAA